Scaptodrosophila lebanonensis is the source of this 1548-nucleotide messenger RNA. Its product is annotated as prolyl 4-hydroxylase subunit alpha-1. The transcript is spliced from 8 exons. Gene Ontology annotation, cellular component: endoplasmic reticulum. The coding region runs from base 38 to 1489 and encodes 483 amino acids. The record is from RefSeq and is a predicted model, not a curated record. Gene Ontology annotation, biological process: peptidyl-proline hydroxylation to 4-hydroxy-L-proline. Gene Ontology annotation, molecular function: iron ion binding; procollagen-proline 4-dioxygenase activity; protein binding. Lineage: Eukaryota; Metazoa; Arthropoda; Insecta; Diptera; Drosophilidae.
UUUUCUGCCGCUGUGUGGUUUUCUCAUUGCCACUGCAAUGGAGGAUGGUAAAAGCUUUGCGUCAUCGACAUACAAUAUGGCUAGCCUGGUGAGUGUGGAGGACCAUUUACUGGAGCAUUUGGGCGCAUAUGCAGCGGCCCUACAGCAAAAGAUUUAUCAAAUUCGAAUCGUCCUGAAGGAUAUGGAUGUAGAGCAUCAGAAAGCGGCUCUUGAUCCAGUGGCAUUUGUGUCAAAUCCGCUCAACAGUUUUCCGCUCGUAAGGCGCAUGCACCAUGAUGCAACCAAACUAUUUCAGUUUUUUCAGCGUGAGCCAGGCGAAGAGCAUUUGAACUUCAUUGCCAAUUACGGUCUGAGUGAUUAUAAUCAGGAAAAUCUAGAAGAAGCUAUAAGAGGGCUGCUGAGAAUUAAAGAGACAUAUGAACUAAAUGAGCGAGAUAUGAGUCGUGGGCUGCUAUGGCACAAGCAAUACGACUCGAAACUCAGCGCAUUAGACUGUUUCGAAAUGGCCCAGUACUUGUUUAAAAUGGAUAAGUGUAACGAAUCAUUCAAGUGGAUACAGAUAGGCCUGGAGCUGCACGAUAAAACCCCGCAAGUCUUACACGAACUGCUUGGAACGGAUCGUGCAAAUAUUUGGAUGCAAAUAGGCGCCCUGCAUAGCGCGAUGAAUGACGCAGAUGGGGCAGCGAUGGCGCUUAAAACCGCCAUCAAGUACGGCUCGAACGAGCAACGGAAACAGGCAAAGGUAUUCUCUCAAGGAAUCGCGCACUACCAUGCUCAUCUGGAAAACUGUCGCCAUCCGGGUACUCUGCCUGUGCGCUCUGAGCUCAAAUGCCGCUACAAUACUCUUACCACACCGUUUUUAAGGCUGGCACCACUCAAGCUCGAAGAACUGAGCCGCGAUCCGUACUUGGUGCUCUACCACGACGUAGUCCAAGCCAGCCAGAUGCUUCAUAUUAGACAACUGGCAGAGUCCCGUUUAAAUCAUUCAACUGUAGGCACUGGUCAGACGUUGGAAGGUCGUACAUCCAUGUCGGCUGGGCUGUCCCGAAACGAGACCCAACAGCUCCAUCAGAGCAUUAUCGACAUGACUGGCUUCGACAUUACGAAUAGUGAGGCCCUCUCAGUGUUGAACUAUGGGAUGGCUGGGCAAUAUAUUUACCAUCACGAUUGCGGCUUCAACGAGAAGGAGAUGCCGCGCUCACAUUUUCCAAAAGGUAAUCGUUUGGCCACAGUACUUUUUUAUCUAAGUGAAGUGGCGCUAGGCGGAGCGACUUCCUUUCCCGAGCUGAAUAUAAGCGUUGCUGCCAAGCCAGGCAAUGCUCUCCUUUGGCACAAUCUGGACAAUGCAGGCAACUGUGAUCCGCGCUCUCUGCACAGCGCCUGUCCCGUUAUUCUGGGCUCUCGCUGGGUGGCCACCAAGUGGAUCAACAUACCGGAUCAGUGGCGCACCAAGCCCUGUUUGAGGGAAAAGCCCAGCCCAAUGAAAUGAAAUACGUUGGAAAUUUCUUUCUCUUUUUUGUUGCGGUCAUUGUAAAUUUUUGCGAUAAU